CGGCCCGGAGUCGGUUGGUGCAGCUGCGUCCCCGCCGCCCAGCAGUUCGCGGCUCCGGCGUCGCCGCCGCUGCCGCCUCCGCGGGGCCUGCUCCGGCCGGGCGGCCGCCCGCCCGCUGGGAGGGAGGCCCGGAGAGCGGCCCAGCCGCGGGCGCUGCCGCCGCUGCAGCUGCCAGGACUGGAUUACAACUGCAGAAGCAACAACAAGUGAAUAUUUAAAAGAUGCACAUGGGGCUGCACAAAGAGAAGAGAGAAACUGGAGAAACCAAGGAAGUGAGGAAAAGGUUUAAUAGGGAAAACCUGCUUUCUGCAAACAACUGAAAAAGCCGCCCUUGGAAGCUGUCUCUUCGGGUCUCAUGGAGCAGCUGGAACCUGUGCUGUGAGGCCCUCGACAGGACGAGCGGUCGCCCACCGACCACCCCACACUGUCGCCAUGGCCAGCAAGAGGAAGUCCACCACCCCGUGCAUGAUCCCCGUGAAGACCGUGGCGCUGCAGGACGCUGCCGCUGAGGCCCCGCCCGCGGAGCCCGUGCCCGAGGGGCCCCCGCAGGAGCCGCCCCCGGAAGCGCCCGCUGCCAGCAGCGAGGCUGCCCAGGGCAGCAGUGGUCCCGACGGCACCGCGCUGGCCAACGGGCACCGGAGCACCUUGGACGGCUACGCAUACGCCUGUAGAUACUGUGACUUCAGAUCCCAGGACAUAACCCAGUUUGUGGGACACCUGAGCUCGGAGCACACAGACUUUAACAGAGACCCUACCUUUGUAUGCACUGAAUGCAGUUUUCUGGCAAAAACCCCCGAGGGGCUUUCUCUGCACAAUGCCAAGUGUCACUCGGGAGAAGCCAGCUUUUUGUGGACCGUGGCCAAGCCGGACAAUCAUGUCGUCGUGGAGCAGAGCGUCCCCGAGAGCACCGGCCCUCCCGACCCUUCCGGGGAGCCGAACGUGGAAGCGACGGAUGGACAGGCGGAAAUCAUCAUCACCAAAACUCCAAUCAUGAAGAUAAUGAAAGGCAAAGUGGAAGCCAAAAAAAUUCACACGCUCAAGGAGAACGUCCCCAGUCAGCCCGCAGGGGAGGCCGCACCGAACCCUUCGGCUGGGGACACGGAGGCGAAAGAGGGGGACCACGCCUUUGUCAACGGGGCGGCCCCCACCAGCCAGGCCUCUGCCAGCUCCGCGAAACCCCCCCACUCGGCCAACGGGCCCCUGCUGGGAGCAGUGCCGGCGCUGCCCGCGGGCAUCGCGCAGUUCCUCUCCCUCCGGCAGCCGCCGCCACACGCCCAGCACCACGCCCGCCAGCCGCCGCCCACGGCCAAGGCCCUCCCCAAGGUGAUGAUCCCGCUGAGCAGCAUCCCCGCGUACGACGCGGCCAUGGACUCCGACAGCUUCCUGAAGACCUCCUUCCACAAGUUCCCCUACCCAACCAAGGCCGAGCUCUGCUACCUGACGGUGGUCACCAAGUACCCAGAAGAACAGCUCAAGAUCUGGUUCACCGCCCAGAGGCUGAAGCAGGGCAUCAGCUGGUCCCCGGAGGAGAUCGAGGACGCCCGGAAAAAGAUGUUCAACACGGUCAUUCAGUCCGUCCCGCAGCCCACGAUCACUGUCCUCAACACCCCCCUGGUCGCCAGUGGCGGCAACGUCCAGCAUCUCAUCCAGGCCACUCUGCCCGGCCAUGUGGUGGGCCAGCCGGAGGGCACGGCCGGGGGACUUCUGGUCACUCAGCCGCUGAUGGCCAACGGGUUGCAGGCACCCAGCUCUUCUCUCCCCCUGCCGGUCACAUCUGUCCCCAAGCCGCCCUCUGUUGCGCCCAUUAACACCGUGUGUUCAAAUACAGCGUCGGCCGUGAAGGUGGUGAACGCCGCCCAGUCCCUCCUCACGGCGUGCCCCAGCAUCACCUCCCAAGCCUUCCUGGAUGCCAGCAUCUACAAAAACAAGAAAUCUCACGAACAGCUGUCAGCUCUGAAAGGGAGCUUUUGUCGGAACCAGUUCCCAGGACAGAGCGAAGUUGAGCACCUGACCAAAGUGACCGGCCUCAGCACCCGCGAGGUGCGGAAGUGGUUCAGCGACCGCAGGUACCACUGCCGGAACCUGAAGGGCUCCAGGGCUGGGCUGCCCGGAGAGCAUGGCGCCCUCUUCGUCGACUCCGUGCCCGAGGUGCCCUUCUCCCCAUCGUCCAAGGCCCCGGAGGUGACCUGCCUCCCGACGGCGGCCACCCUGGCCACCCCCACUUCUGCCAAGCGACAGUCCUGGCACCAGACCCCCGACUUCACACCAACCAAAUACAAGGAGCGGGCCCCUGAGCAGCUCAGAGCCCUGGAGAGCAGUUUUGCACAAAACCCGCUUCCUCUUGAUGAGGAACUGGACCGUCUGAGGACCGAAACCAAAAUGACCCGCAGGGAGAUUGAUGGCUGGUUUUCAGAGAGACGGAAAAAAGUGAGCGCCGAGGAGGCCAAGAAGGCCGAGGAGGGUGCUUCUCAGGGGGACGAGGAGGCCGCCGAGGACGAGGGGGAGGAGGGUUCGGCCGGGGACCUGAGGGUUCUGGGGGAAGACGGCUCCCCGGAAGUACCCGGCAGCCUCGCGCUGGCGGAACGCAAAGUCAGUCCCAUCAAAAUCAACCUCAAGAACCUGCGGGUCACGGAGGCCAAUGGCAAGGGUGAGCUCCUGGGGCUGGGCAUCUGCGAGCCUGAGGACGACGCCCCCAGCAAGCUGGCAGAGCAGCCGCCGGGCAAGGUGAGCUACAAGAAGACAGCCCAGCAGCGGCACCUGCUGCGGCAGCUCUUCGUGCAGACGCAGUGGCCCAACAACCAGGACUACGACUCCAUCAUGGCCCAGACGGGCCUGCCGCGGCCUGAGGUGGUGCGCUGGUUCGGGGACAGCAGGUACGCCCUGAAGAACGGCCAGCUCAAGUGGUACGAAGACUACAAGCGGGGCAACUUCCCCCCCGGGCUGCUGGUCAUCGCCCCCGGCAACCGGGAGCUGCUGCAAGACUAUUACGUGACCCACAAGAUGCUGUACGAGCAGGACCUGCAGAGCCUCUGCGACAAGACCCAGAUGAGCGCCCAGCAGGUCAAGCAGUGGUUUGCCGAGAAGAUGGGGGAGGAGACCCGAGCUGUGGCCGACAUGGGUGGUGAGGGCCAGGGCCCCGGCGACCCCGCGGCAGUUCACAAAGGGAUGGGCGACACCUAUUCGGAGGUGUCUGAGAACAGUGAGUCAUGGGAGCCUGGUGCCCCUGAGGCCAGCUCAGAGCCCUUUGACACGCCGAGUCCCCAGGCCGGACCUCAGCUGGAAACUGACUGAAUGGGAACCGAUGGCUGUGAAGGACCGGCCAGCCUGGGAGGCCGCCCUCCGCGCGGAAGGGCCCGACCCCUCUCUGCUGCCACAGGCCGCUGCCGCACCCGGCCGCCAGGCUCCAGGCUCGCA
This is a messenger RNA of Hippopotamus amphibius kiboko, 3414 nucleotides long. It is a transcript of the gene ZHX3, whose product is annotated as zinc fingers and homeoboxes 3. The record is from RefSeq and is a predicted model, not a curated record. Gene Ontology annotation, biological process: regulation of transcription by RNA polymerase II. NCBI's taxonomy places the organism in Eukaryota, Metazoa, Chordata, Mammalia, Artiodactyla, Hippopotamidae. Gene Ontology annotation, cellular component: nucleus. Gene Ontology annotation, molecular function: DNA-binding transcription factor activity, RNA polymerase II-specific; DNA binding. The transcript is spliced from 4 exons. Bases 433 to 3291 code for a protein of 952 amino acids.